UGCGUAGUAAACGCUAAUUUGGGAUGGGCGCUUGAGCUGGAAAAAUACAUCAUCCACCGAAUGAGCUCAUCGAUGGUCAUUUCAGACGAAAACUCCUUUAUUUAGAUUUUAACGAAGAGCCAUAUAUCCGAUUCUAAAAAUGCCGAGUAAUAAGCUGGAUAAACCAGAGAAGGUGGAGGCGAGUGAUAACGUGAAGGUGGUGGUGAGAUGUCGACCCCUCAACGAGAAGGAGAAGAUGAUGGGACACAAGCAGUCCGUCGCUGUGGACGAGAUCCGGGGAACGAUUACUGUGAACAAACUUGAUAUGACCAGUGAGCCGCCAAAGACGUUCACCUUCGACACAGUGUUCAGUCCAGACAGCAAACAGCUGGAUGUGUACAAUUUAACCGCUCGACCGAUUAUUGACUCAGUAUUAGAGGGUUACAAUGGAACCAUAUUUGCGUACGGCCAGACAGGCACGGGGAAGACGUUCACAAUGGAGGGUGUCAGAGCAGUGCCUGAACUCAGAGGAAUCAUCCCAAAUUCAUUCGCUCAUGUAUUUGGUCAUAUUGCAAAAGCAGAAGGAGACACCAGGUUUCUGGUAAGAGUUUCUUAUUUGGAAAUAUACAAUGAGGAGGUGAGAGACCUGUUGGGAAAGGACCAGAUGCAGAGGCUGGAGGUCAAGGAGAGACCUGACGUAGGAGUUUACAUCAAGGAUCUUUCUGGAUACGUGGUAAACAAUGCUGACGAUAUGGACCGGAUUAUGACCCUUGGACACAAAAACCGUUCUGUGGGUGCGACUAAUAUGAACGAGCACAGCUCUCGUUCUCAUGCUAUCUUCACCAUAACUAUUGAGUGCAGUGAGAAAGGUGUAGAUGGAGAUCAACAUGUGCGCAUGGGAAAGCUUCACUUGGUGGAUCUUGCGGGCUCUGAAAGACAGGGAAAAACGGGAGCCACAGGCCAACGUCUUAAAGAGGCUACAAAAAUCAACCUGUCUCUGUCCACCUUGGGAAAUGUUAUCUCUGCACUUGUGGAUGGAAAAAGCACCCAUGUGCCCUAUAGGAACUCAAAACUCACCCGACUCUUACAGGACUCUCUAGGAGGAAACUCCAAAACCAUGAUGUGUGCAAACAUCGGCCCAGCAGAUUACAACUACGAUGAAACCAUCAGUACUCUCCGUUAUGCCAACCGUGCCAAAAACAUCAAGAAUAAGGCCAGGAUUAAUGAGGACCCCAAGGAUGCACUGCUGCGUCAGUUUCAGAAGGAAAUUGAAGAGCUCAAGAAAAAACUGGAAGAAGGUGAGGAGAUCUCCGGCUCUGACGGCAGUGGAUCAGAUGACAUGGAUGAGGGUGAAGAUGGAGGCGAGAAACGCAGGAAACGAAGAGGGAGGAAGAAGGUGUCUCCUGACAAGAUGGUGGAGAUGCAAGCUAAGAUCGAAGAGGAGCGGAAAGCACUGGAGGCCAAACUGGACAUGGAGGAGGAAGAGAGGAACAAAGCGCGUGCAGAGCUUGAGAAGAGAGAGAAGGACCUUCUCAAAGCCCAACAGGAGCAUCACUUACUACUCGAGAAGCUGUCUACUCUGGAGAAGAGGGUUAUUGUUGGUGGAGUUGAUUUACUGGCUAAAGCCGAGGAGCAGGAGAAGCUUCUGGAAGAAUCCAACAAUGAACUGGAGGAGAGGAGGAAGAGGGCCGAGCAGCUCCGGAGAGAACUGGAAGAAAAGGAGCAAGAGCGCUUGGACAUCGAGGAGAAAUACACCAGUUUACAGGAAGAAGCUCAAGGCAAGACCAAGAAACUGAAGAAAGUGUGGACCAUGUUGAUGGCAGCAAAAUCGGAGGCACUCAGUAUAUCAGAACCAAUCCAAACACCUCGAGAUGUAAAGAAUGCAUGUGAGUGCAAGGACUUAUUUGCAGAACGCCUGAAGCACUUUCUGAAGUCAGUUAAAAGUGUAGUACCCAAAAUCCAGUUUGCCAACAUUUUGGACAACCUGCAGCCUUUCCCUCAUCCUGGAGUCAACGCGAAUGACAACUGUAACUUCACAAAGCAUAACCUAAAAACAUUGACAUCAGACGAUUUGAAGAAGUUGAUUCAGGAUAACAUUAAUUUCAUCCAAAACUGGAAUGCACACUGCAAACCAAAUCAUUAAUAAUGCAAGUCACAAAAGUAACUAAACGG
Sinocyclocheilus rhinocerous is the source of this 2151-nucleotide messenger RNA. RefSeq names its product kinesin-like protein KIF3A. Bases 140 to 2122 code for a protein of 660 amino acids. Gene Ontology annotation, molecular function: ATP binding; microtubule motor activity; microtubule binding. The record is from RefSeq and is a predicted model, not a curated record. Gene Ontology annotation, biological process: microtubule-based movement. The transcript has 15 exons. Lineage: Eukaryota; Metazoa; Chordata; Actinopteri; Cypriniformes; Cyprinidae.